UGACAGCACACUGGGUAACGCCCAGCCUGCAUGCUAGAGUGGCUCUGAGCUGGCAAACAGACACGGGCCCUCUGCCCACAGCAGGAAUUGGGCCACCGUCCCAGCACUCCUGCACCCCGAUAACAGUCUGCGCUGAUGCAAUGUCUGUGGCCACACCACUCUGUCCAGGCUGACGGCACUGACAGGGGACAGGCCAGAGCUGCAACACAAAGUGGGGACGUGGGCACACGCUGGGGAGACUUGCCUGACACCCAUUGCCCUGUCCCACUUUCUCCAAGAGAAAACUCCAGCAGCCUUCUGCACACCUCACUCGGACAUGGUGUGCAGCUCCUGCCUUCUGAUUGCCACCGCACUUGCCUGUGCCAGCUGCAGAGUCACCCACAUGGAGGAUGCAACCUGCACCGAGAUUACAACGAAUAAAAGCUAUAGCUGUGAAGGUUUAGGACUGAGGGAGAUUCCUGGAAGCCUACCUGUCACAACAGAAAUCCUUGACUUCAGCUUCAACACGCUCCCAUCCCUCCAGAAUUCAACCUUCUCAAGGCUGGAAUCUCUUCUUUACUUGGACCUGACGAGGUGUCAGAUCAACUGGGUGUAUGAAGAUGCCUUCCACAACAACAGGUGGCUGCAGACCAUUGUGCUGACUGGAAACUUGCUCAUGUUCCUAUCUGACACAGCGUUUGUUGGUCCUCAGUCCCUGAGGGAACUUGUCCUAACACAGACAGGAAUAAGCACAAUAUCCUUUAUUCCAAUGACAAAUCUGGACAGAUUGGAAACCCUCAUCUUGGGCAGCAACCACAUCUCUUCAUUGCAGUUCCCUCACAACUUUCCAACUAAAAACCUCAAACAUCUUGACUUUCAAAUGAACCAUAUAAGAGUAAUCACAGCAGAAGAUGUCAGCAUUUUGCAGAAGACCAGUAAUAUGACUCUUAUAUUUAAAGGCAACGACAUUUUACACAUUGAACCUGGAGCUUUCCAAUCCCACUUCUACAGCUUGGACUUUGGGGGCUGUGCUGACAUUCCUGGAGUCCUUGCAGGAAUACAGAACUCCACCACCCAGACUCUUUGGCUGGGAACAUUCAGUGAUGCGAGGAAGGAGACUGACAUAACUCCAGGUGUUUUAGAAGGCCUCUGCAACACUUCUGUCAAGGAUCUCUAUCUGCAACUGCGGUAUUUUGAAAACCUAAAUGCUGCCACAUUUCAUUGUCUGACAAGGCUCCAAAAGUUGGACCUAACGCACACCCACAUCAGUGCUUUACCACCUGGAAUCAGUGCGAUGAGUUCACUCAGGGAGCUAGUUCUCAGCAUCAACUCCUUCCAGCACCUCUGCAAUGUCAGCUCUGCCGCCUUCCCAUCCCUCACCCAUCUCCACAUCAAAGGGAACCUGCAGGCACUGCAGCUGGGCUCAGGCUGUUUAGAAGGUCUGGCAGAGCUCCAGCAUCUGGAUUUAAGUCACAGUCGUGUUGAAAGCCUUGACUGCUGCAGCAAAGCACUACGUGGCUUGAGCAGCCUUCGGCACCUAAAUCUGAGCCACAACACAAAGCUCCAUGUCCAAGAUGUGUUUUUCAAGGAGGGUGCAAGCCUGGAGUUGCUGGACAUAGCUUCCACUCAUCUUCAGAUUGCCACUUUACAAGGUCCCUUCCGGAAUCUUCAUCUCUUGCAAGUCCUGAACCUUUCCUCCUCCUACAUUAAUACCAGCAUUCAGCAUCUCUUUCAGGGCCUGGAAAACCUUGUGCUCUUGGACCUCAGUCAAAACACUUUUGAGUCAGGGAUCAUGCCAAAGGACAAACUGUUUCAACAGCUAUCCAAUUUGGAGGUGCUAAUUUUAUCAUCCUGUGAACUGACAGCAGUGAACAACCAAGCCUUCCACAGCCUUAGGAAGUUACGGCACAUUGAUCUGAGCCACAACAAGCUUACUGCACUCAGCACAAGUGCAUUUUCAAAACUCAAGAGUAUCUACCUCAGUUUUGCCUACAACAGGAUCUGUAGUGUACCACAGGACCAGUUAGAGUCCCUGCCUGGCCACAGCGUAAUCAAUCUGAGUUACAACCCCCUGGAAUGCACCUGCUCCAAUAUUGGUUUAAUCACUUGGUACAAGCAGAAUCUGGAUAAGAUUGAAGACCCCAAAGAAACAACAUGUUCUGAACCCAAAUCACUAGCUGGGGCUCCGCUGGCCACAGUGUCAUUCUCAUGUGGGAUUAGCACUGCAGGAAUCAUUGCAGUUGUCCUAGCUGUUUUGUGCAGUGUUGCCAUCUCUAUUUGGGGUGCUCAGUAUUUCAGGAGAAAUUAUCAGCAAAUCUGAGUUUAUCUGUGGGCACAGAGUGCAAACAGUUGUACAGCAAAGGGAUUGGGGUGUAGGACAACUUAACUGCUUUUGCUCGAGGCCUGUAUUUCAUGCAAACAUCGGAAUGCUCUUUUCUAUUUUCAUUAUAUUUCUUAGAAAAAUAAUAUCUUUCAUGAGACCUGCAUAAUAAACUGUGAGCUGAGUUUUUAAUGUGAAUUAACUUUUGAUCUGGUAUUUGCUUUUUGAUUAUGUAAGUUCAGCUGAAGAGGGGAGUUAUGCUUUGCCAGUCUCUGAAAUAAUACCCAGUAUAACAGGUUAGCCUCACUUCUGGACCUCUGUCAGUUAGAACCGCAGAUGCACACAGAAGAGGCAGACAACCUGGGGAGAGUAUGGGGAUGCUGCUAGGUUAUGUGGAGGGAAAAUGAGGUGAAAUCCCACUAUCUGGCCACCACUAUAAAAAAUAACAACAACAAAAAAAAGUUUUUACAAAUACAUUAACAGCAAAAGGAAGGCCAAAGAGAACCUCCAUCCUUCACUGGAUACAGAGGGAAACAUUGCCACCAGGGGUGAGAAAAGAUGUCUUCUUUGCUUCUGUGCCUGCAGUGCACUGAGUUGGCCUCAAAGAAAUGACCACCUACCCACAAGGCCAAGAGGGAUUUGCCUGAAGUUAAAGCUACAGGAGCAAAAACAGUUCAAGGGAAAAUACUAACAGAACAGUGCUUCAUGCUGAAUUUUUAUUUCAAUGUUAUGCGACUGCAUAAGUAUAAAUAACUGUGUUCAAUAUACAACAAUUAUGACAUCCAUAAGGAGUUUCUUAAAGAAAAUAAGACUGCAAACACUUUAUUGCACAGACCCUAACUUUUUUUUUUUUUUUUCCCCAUCUUUCCUUUUUCGUCUUUUCUCUCUCUUCUUUUUCUUUUUGGGGGGUGGAGGGGUGGGGAAGCUGAGCAAUCUACAGCAGGAAGUCUACAAAGGAGCACAUCAGAACUACAAUCACAAAAAGACUGACCGAAGCAGUACACAGGCAGGAGAAUCUCUAACAGCUCACUGAUAGGUAAACACCAACAAACAGUACUACAUAAACACAAGCUUAUGCACUGUUACACUUCCAAAAUGCAAACUUACUUGUCAGAAGUGAUAAUGAGCUAUACAAAAUAUACAUAAAGGUAUACUGUAAACAAAUAGCUAGAUGUGCUUUAAAGGAAACGAGAAGAUAGUUUAAAAAAUGCAGAACUCUGUAAACUAGGAAAUACCUCCCAGACAGAAAUGUUAUAUUGAAGUGCAUUAGCAUUUGCUUGUAAUAAUUGCCAAAGCACAAGUGAACUGUAAAUGUUGAGACCAUUUUCUCUUCAAAGCUGCUCAAAAUUACUACCCAUCGCUAACUAGCUCCUCUGUCAAUGCAUAAGAGGCAGUACAAACAUUCUAGUGUCUCAUAAAAAAAAUCAGAAACUGUAGCUUGUGAUUUUAUCUUUCCACAGCAAGUCUGCUGUAAUCCAACUGAACUGGUGUAAUAAAGCAUUUCCCAGGGGAAAUGAAUUCUGCACACUGUCAGCUGUCACGCAGACCUCCAAGUCAAGAUUAUACACUGUGCUUUUAAGAACAAGGUUCUAUCUUUUGAGACAGAAAAGACAAUCCGUAAGCCUCAACGAAACAGCUGGGGGCCUAGUUCUAGUUUGGCUACCUGAACCGAAAUAAGCAAACCCCCACUCUGUUGAUCCCAAACACUUUAAAACAAGCAUCAACAAGCAUAUUCUGUAGUGCUCUGGUACAUGUUUCAAAUUCUAUCUUUCAUCCUUCAAAACUGAAGUCCUCCACACUAAAAUGAUCAAAAUCUACAUGUUCCACAGUAUACAAAAUUUAAAUAAGGCUUAGCAAAAGUAAAAGGACAGUCACAUUCUAGCACCAAAUAGCUCCAACAGGUUCCUUUGUUACACAAUGUUUCUUUAAUAAUUACAUUUACCUUUUUUCUUUCUUUUUUUUUUUUUUUCAUAUAAAUAAAAAGAUUACGUUAUGAAAUGUAUGGAGCUACUCAAUGCAGUUAGAAAUGAACAUGAAACCAAGAAUUACUUGCUAAAAAAGCAAGUCAAAGUCUACAACAUAAGGCCCCAGCUAUGAAUUAAAAUGUAUCAGAUGUCCUAAAUUUUUUUCUUAAUGACAAUGGAACAUAUAUUCUUUUUCCUUUUUAUCCUAAUAGCCGAAAAUAGAAAAGAAAAAGAAAAAAAAAAAAAAAAAGCCACAGCUAAUGCUAAUUAUGCAGAUCUAUAUGCUAUGGUAAAGCAUGUUUUCUAAAUUAAUUAAAAAAAAAAAA
Messenger RNA from Coturnix japonica (Japanese quail), 4589 nucleotides. RefSeq names its product CD180 molecule (gene CD180). Lineage: Eukaryota; Metazoa; Chordata; Aves; Galliformes; Phasianidae. The record is from RefSeq and is a predicted model, not a curated record. Gene Ontology annotation, molecular function: protein binding.